AUGUCAAUACAUGAAAGCCCAAGAGGAAAGCUUGAAAUGACAGCAGAUGAAGGCGAUAAAUUUUCUGAUAUCAGUAACCUGGAAAGUCAACCGCAAUUGAAAAGAACUUUGAAGGCUCGUCAUUUAGCGAUGAUUUCACUGGGCGGUGUUAUUGGUCAGGGUCUUUUCCUUUCUGCCGGUUCAAACUUAUAUGCUGCUGGUCCUGCUGGCGCUUUGAUUGCAUAUGCUAUUAUUGGUUUUAUCGUAUUUUGGGUGACGUUCUCAUUGGGUGAAAUGGCUACGUAUAUUCCAGUUUCAGGCUCAUUUACAGUCUUCUGUAGACGGUUUGUAGAUGAAUCAUUCGGUACAACUAUUGGUUAUAAUUACUGGGCUUGUUGGGCAAUUAUUGUUGCCAGUGAACUUACAGCUCUUCCACUUGUCAUGGAGUUCUGGACGACUGCAGUUCCAUCCUGGGCAUGGUCUGGUAUUUGGUUAGUCAUUAUUUUUCUUUUAAACUUGUUUGGUGCUCGUAGUUACGGUGAAGCUGAAUACUGGUUCAGUGUGAUCAAAAUCUUGGCUGUUCUUAUUUUCAUUAUUGUCGGUUGUGUGACAUCAGGAGGAUUAAUUGGAAAUACAACGCCACAUGAGGUGUAUGGUUUCAAAUACUGGAACAAUCCUGGAGCAUUUUCUAAUGGUGCCUUGGGUGUUGUUAACGCCUUUGUGCUGGCAUCAUUUAGUAUGCAAGGAACUGAGAUUGUAGGUAUCACAGCAGGUGAAUGCGAGAACCCAAUCAAGCAAGUACCUCGCGCGAUUAAAAAUGUCUUUUGGCGUAUCAUUAUCUUUUAUCUUGGUUCAGUAUUUGUAAUGGGAAUGAUCAUCCCAUAUGAUGAUCCAAGAAAUAAUAUGGGCUCUGGUUCUGUUACAAUCUCUCCUUUUACAAUUGUCUUUGAAAAAGCUGGCCUGGAAAGCGUAGCCCAUAUCAUGAAUGCCGUUAUCCUCAUCACCGUUCUUUCUUGUGCCAAUAGUGGUAUGUACGUUAGUUCUCGUAUGCUUUGUGCUUUAUCUAAAGAAGGACUUGCCCAUCAUAAACUUUCUUAUAUCACCAAAAGAGGUGUUCCUAUUUGGUCUUUAGUUUGUACAGCUUUAGUCAGUCUCGUGACAUUUGCUACUUCUUUUAUUCCUGGUAAAGCUCUUUUUGUAGUGCUCACCAAAUUAUCUGGUGUUGCAGGUUUUGUAACAUGGGGUGGUAUUUGCUUAGCCCAUUACAGAUUCCGCAAAGCUAUUGUAUAUCAAGGCCGUAGUAUUAAGGAACUUCCCAUUGCUGCUCCGUUCCAUCCAUUUGGCGAUUUAUUUGGUAUGUUCGCUUGUGUAGUUAUUUCUUUAAUGGCCGGUUAUUCUUACUUUAAACCUGCUGAUCCUGUUGGAUUGGUUGGUAAUUAUGCUGGUCUUAUUGUUUGUGCCAUUCUUUUUAUUGUUCUUAAAAUCUAUACCCGAUCCAAGUUAAUUCCGAUCGAUGAAAUAGAUUUGGACACUGGUCGCGCGGAUUCUUCUUUAUAUGUAAAUAAUGAUGACCAAAGCGAAAUCACUGGACCUUGGUAUAAGAAGGCAUGGAAGCGUUUCGUCAUUGUUGUCACAUAG
Molecule: messenger RNA, 1617 nt
Organism: Mucor mucedo
Lineage: Eukaryota; Fungi; Mucoromycota; Mucoromycetes; Mucorales; Mucoraceae
Product: amino acid permease/ SLC12A domain-containing protein
Exons: 11
Coding region: 1-1617 (538 amino acids)
Biological process (GO): amino acid transmembrane transport
Cellular component (GO): membrane
Molecular function (GO): amino acid transmembrane transporter activity
Source: RefSeq, a predicted model, not a curated record